Astrephomene gubernaculifera is the source of this 5962-nucleotide messenger RNA. NCBI's taxonomy places the organism in Eukaryota, Viridiplantae, Chlorophyta, Chlorophyceae, Chlamydomonadales, Astrephomenaceae. The record is from the annotation of a GenBank genome assembly.
UUUUCUAUCGUCGAACUAUGCCAGCAAUGCUUGGAUCGGUGCAAGUGAAAGCGUAGAAUGAAGUUCUGUGCGACACCUCGCUCACAAUUUUGCAUGCCUGCAACACCUCCAAGUAGGUGGUAGAUUGCGCAGAUCCUUGGCGUAAAACAACGCUACAACGCAAAACCCUUCAUAGUAUUUUGCAUUUUAGUUGAAGCGCCGGUGCGACAAGUGAAAUUCUCAGGUACCGGUACCUGGACAUCGUUUGCCGGUUCGCUCGAGUUCGCAAUUACUACGUCAAGCACUGGAACCUACGUGUCAGACGAUGCACUGGAAUCGCUAUUUGACAUCGUGAAAUUAGCAUCUUCAGGCCAGCUACAACGCAGUAGCUGCACGGGGAGAGUAACAAAACGUGUACCGUUAUGAGCGCUUCUUCUCCCAUCCUGACCAACACCACUGCUGGCAAGCCGGGCCGUACCAGCGCCCUGGGGCCCAACUGCAUGCCAGGCGCCAUCGGCAGCGGACGAGGAGGCUGUGGAAACUCCUUUUUCCGUACAACCACGGCUCUCAGUUCACUGAGAGCUGCGUACAGUGCCGCGUCGACAUCGGCGCAGCCGCCGCCAGUACGGCAGCUGCGAAUGCUGGUGCCGCUGCCGUCGGCAUCUUCCGGGUCACAUCCCACCUCCGUCGCCGCCACCGCCGUCAUCCCCAGAGGAACACUAGGCCGUGGAGCACUGCACAGGUCACGGGCACUUCCGGGAUCGUCACCCUUAUGCAAACGCGGCAGGAACGUUGCCGUACGAUUCUUUCGUGACGGUGCUGCCGCUGCGGAGGGACCGGGAGAUCGCCGUACAUCGCCGACUUCGCCUUCGGGUGCAGAUGCCGCCGCGGCCGCGGGCGCCUCCCGUCGCGGCGUCAACGACCCGGCGUCGCCACCGGAACAACGGCAAGCGAGCGACGGAGGAAGCGAGGGAAAAGAAGAGGUGGCGACGGCGCAACCGCCAACGGACAAUGCUGCCGCGCUUCCUUUCGUCGCGUCAACCCGCCUCCGCCACCACUACUUGCACGAGCAGCCAUACCACGGCGUCCCUCCCAGCGGCGCCGACAGCGGCGACAAUGUCGCCAACCGCGCUGACGCCGCCGCCGCCGCCGGCUCAUUGGAUGCGAGUGCGGCGACCGGCAGGUCUCCGGAGGCAUUCACGACAGGUGGUGGCGGCCCCCUGCAGGAGGCGUCAAGGGCGCGGACGAGGCGUCGGUCGCAUCGAACCCACCAGCAGCACCGGGAGGACCGACUGUUUGAGGAGGCUGAGGAGCGGGCCGUAGCGCUGCACCCCGACAUCCUCCUAGAGGACUUGGUCGCAGAAGCCUCCGUACCCUUCGAUGCGGCCGGCGGCUACGAAGGCGGCGGCGCCGGCGCUGACCUGGACCUCGACCUGGCCUCCAGUGACGCUGCUGCUGCUGCUGGCGGCGGCGGCGGCGGCGGUGACGUGGACGAUGCCGGAGAGGCUGCCGUACGUCCGAGUGGCGGCGCGGGGCCGCAUGCUGGCUUGGCGAUUGAGGACGUGGAUCCAAGAUCUGGUGGAUUCAUGGCAAGUCGGCCGCUUGUGGAUUCAGCGUACGACGAUGUUGGACGAGCGAUUCGUGCUGAGCAAGGCCGCCACGUCCACCACUCCUCCGCCUCCGCUGAGAGUGUGGAGGCGGCGGAGGCGGCAGCCCGCAAGGCAGCCACCGCUGACGACCAGCGGGAGCGGCUGCUGGAUGCGGCUCCGGAGCUGCAGGAGACGUACGGCGUGUACGGCGGGUUUGGUAGCGAGGAGGGCGGCGCAUUGGUGGGCGGAGAAGGCCGACUUGAGGAGCUGCUGGAGACGGCCCCGUUCGGAGAAGACGAGGGAGUUAUGGUGGACCUAGGGGGUGGCGGCGGCGGCGGUGAGGCAGCAGCGGCGGCGGAGGCGGCGGCGGAGGCGACGUCACCCCUGGCGGAUCCGCUGCGGCAGCUGGCGGGCGGCGGCGGCAGCGGCGCGCGGGACCCGCUGACGGCCCUAGAUGCACUGGCGCAUCAGGAGGCGCUGGAGCUGCUCCAGGAGGGCGCCGCGGAUGAGGACAGCGGCAGCAGCAGCAGCAGCAGCAGCAACAACAGCAUGGCUGCCGGGGAGGCCGACGUGGCCGACGUCAUGCCGGCGCCGCCGAUACUGCGAGCCAUGCGGGGCGCCCCGCCCACCGCUGCCGCUGCCGUCAGCAACGGCGGAGGCGCAGGGAGGGCUGGCAGCAGCACGGAUUCCACCAGCAAUGACAAGGCUACGGCCGGCCAGCAGCAGCAGCAGGUGCAACAGGUGCAGCACAACCAGCCAAGGGUAGGACGGAGGCUGCAGUUGAAUGUUGACAGCGGCAGCGGCCCACGCCUGCACCUCCGCCGCCAACAGCAACACCACCAGCACCACCAGCAGGCGCAUGCACCCAACCGCCCCGGAGGCAGCGAACCAGCGGAGAAGGACGCGGCACCCAUGCCGCCGCCGGUUGCACAGACGCUGCCGCCGCCGUUCUUCCGUACAAGCCCUGACGUUCCGGAUGAGGACCUGGAGCACCCGCCGCCAGCAGCGGCAGCGCACGUGCCGCCAGCGGUGCCGCGCGGUGGCGGCGGCGGCGGCGGUGGUGGUGAGCAAACCAAGGGUGUUGCCGCCACCCCAGCGGUGGCCCCCGGUGGGGCGCAUGCUUCAACCGCUGCCCCCGGUCGUCUAAACAACAACCCAGAUGUGGCGGAUGAGGAUGUGGAGCGCCGCGACGGCAACGCAGCGCCGUUGGCGGCGGAGGCGGAUACGAGCGACUCAAUCGCUCCUGGCGACGUCGACGUCGACAGUGGCGGUGGUGGAGGCGGCGGAGGCGGUGGCUUGGUGCAUGGUGCCUCGCCGCUACCGCCGCCGGGAGUACAAGGGCACGUGGGGCAUCAGCCAGCACCGCAGGCGGGGGCGUUGAGGGGCGGCUGGGUUGGCGGCGACAGCAGCAGCAUCGGCAAGGGAGCGGAGGCGCUGCGGAAGCUGCGGUCCUUUGGGGACAUCGACCGGCAGUUUAUUGGACUGGAGUCCUCGGGCGGCAGUUGGGACGAGCGCGGAGAGGAGGGCGCACUUCGUAGGGCUGCCGAGCAACAGCGGGCUGAAGCUCUGGCAGGCCCCAGCAGCGCGGACUUGCAGGAUACCGGCGGACCUAGCGCAGCCACCAGCAGCAGAAGCAGUGGCAGAAGCAGCGGCAGCGGAGGAGAUGCCGGUGCUGCCGACCGCGCGGCUCCUGCCUCUCCUCCUCGGGAGCCAAACGCAAACAACAAGGGCAGCAGCAGCGGCAGCAGCGGCAAUGCCAGCGUACGAACGCUGUCGCCUGGAGCCCGCGGUGCCAGCAGCUCCCUGCAGACGCAGACCAUCGGCAUUCAUGGUCAUCACGAUAACGCAGCUGCCGGAGCUUCAGGCGAAGCUGAGGCUGUGUCGCCUUCCUCUGCCCCCGCGUCUGUUACCCCUGCCGCCGCUGGCUUCGGCGGUGGCGGCGGCGGCUUCACUGUCCUGCGCGUCGAGAGCGUGCCUUCGCAAACGUACGGCGGCGUUCGUACUGCCGCUGUUCUGGCGGCGAAUGGCAAGCUCACGCUGCUGGCAAGACCCACGGGUCCGUCACGCGAGCGUGUCCGCGCGGCGAUCAAGCUGCUACACAUGGCGCCGGAUAGCCGAGAGUUUCGCAGUACUUACGCCGCUGCGGCAGAAGAGGCCUGCUACAACGACGAGCGAGUAGCCGCGGCCGAUGCGGCAGCGGCGGCGGCAGUCGUCGCGGCGGCGGCCAUGGCUGGUUCCAUCGGCACUGCUGGCAUGGAGUUGGAGGUGAUGCACCGCUCUACGCCCGUGUCCUCCGUGGAUGUAGACCAAGUGGUCCAGGAGCAGCCGGGGCUGGUGCUGGGGCAGUCGGAGGUCGAUCCCGCCACCUUUCCAGCUGAACCGCUCUUCCCCGUGGAGUCUGAUUGGCAUGAGCGGCACCUCCCACACGAUCCUCAUGACCCACACGGAACAUCAAGCAUGAUGGACGCGGAGGCCCGGAUGCUUGCGCAGGAGCACGCCGUGCACGAGGAUUACGACGAGGUGAUGGGCCAAAUCGAGGAUGCUCAGCGCUCGGGAUGGGCCGAAGAUGCCGUUGUCCGGGCCUCGUAUGACAGCGACGUAUACUAGUUGUUUACUUCUUUAUGUACACAUAACUGACAGACGACAUUUCGUGGACGACUUGCUUAGAAUCCUGUAGCCCUGGGCUACUUGUGUAGGGCCGUCAAGGGCAGUUGCAGUUUGGCGCCAUUUCGCAUAAUACGGCUGUUGUUUUUGCUGUUGCGUUGUUUUGUAUAUUAUAGUCGCAUGUACGUAAAAUGGUAAGUAGCGUAGACGAUACGGCAUCGGCCAUGAAGGUGUGUCGUGCAUGUAGACAUGGGACUGAUAAAUGACAGCCUUUCAAAUUGUCACUUACAUGAGACGGCUUUGUUGUGCACAAUCAAAAGUUAUAUAUAGCUGUUGGACAGCUUCAGAGCCGCGCUGUAAAGCUUUACAACAGUGCACACUUGCUCUCGCGCCACACCAAAUUAAGAUGACGAACAGGAAGGUCAUUGCUUUGUUCGAUGUCGACGGCACCCUGACAGCGCCUCGCAAGACAGCGACGAAAGAGAUGCUGGAGUUCAUGCAAGAACUGCGAAAGAAAGUCAAAGUUGGCAUCGUGGGUGGCUCGGACCUACACAAGAUUGCAGAGCAGCUCGGAGAAGGGCUCCUCACCUCCUACGACUACGUCUUUGCCGAGAACGGCCUAGUGGCGCACAAGGACGGCGCCAAGCUUGCCAUACAGAGCCUCAAGGCGUUCCUGGGGGAAGACAAGCUGAAGGAGUUCAUCAACUUCUGCCUGCACUACAUUGCCGACCUGGACAUCCCCAUCAAGCGCGGCACCUUCAUCGAGUUCCGCAACGGCAUGCUCAACGUGUCGCCCAUCGGCCGCAACUGCAGUCAGGAGGAGCGGGACGAGUUUGAGAAGUAUGACGAGAAGGCCGGCGUCAGGAAGGCGUUUGUCGCCGCGCUGAAGGAGAAGUUUGCGCACCUGAACCUCACCUACAGCAUUGGCGGCCAAAUCAGCUUUGACGUCUUCCCCCAGGGCUGGGACAAGACGUACUGCCUGCAGUUCCUGGAGGAGUUUGACGAGAUCCACUUCUUCGGGGACAAGACCUACCAGGGCGGCAACGACUACGAGAUCUUCACGAGCGACCGAACCGUGGGUCACACCGUCACCAGCCCCGACGACACCCGCAAGCAGUGCACCGAGAUCUUCCUGACCGCCGCGUGAGGAGGGAGGAGAAGGCUGGCCCUUCGGCCUCGGAGGAGCGACGGUGGUACGAGUGCAGCAUGAGUACGGCGGCAGUGGAUGUUACAUGACGUGCGUGGCGGAAGUGAUGCACGCUUACUGCAUGUAAGGGGUGCCAUAUCCUGCUGGUGCAGCAUCAGCUGCUGAUGCUGUCGCAGGUUGGGAGAUGCGUGAGACAAUUCAUGGGCGUAUGCUUUUGGCUUGGCAGUAAGGCAGCUGUCUGUUUUGCGUAGCAUAAGAGGUAGUUAAACCCUUUAGAGGACUAUGCCGGCACCGCGGAAGUGGUGUUUGUGAGGGCAGGAUGAAUGCGGUGCUUGGGUUAUGGGCGUUGCGGGACGCCCGUUGUGUCAUCAUGGUCGCUGCAUCUUUCCCUUAGGCAGGGCUAUGCAGGCUGGCAGGCAAUAGGCAGGGCAGUGAGCUGUUCCGUAACAAACAUAUUCACAUUUUUUGCUUGAGCUGCAUUUGACAGGAUUGCGUCAGGCGGCUUGCAUGGCCUGCUCCCUAUUUAUCCCUCCAACCUGUUAGGAGGGGACUCAUGGCCCCGUAUUUUAUAGGCAAGGCGUGUUCACCACUCUUAUGCAUUCCAUUAUCUACAAGCCUAAUUGCAUCAGUAAUUGCAGAAGGG